UGCAUGCUGUUAGGCGAAGUGAACUAAAUAAUGGCUUCUAAACCAGGAAUUCUCACUGAUUGGCCAUGGAAGCCUCUCGGCAACUUCAAGUAUAUAGUUUUGGCUCCCUGGGUUAUUCACAGCAUAUACUCAUUCAUAGUGAAGGAUGAGAAGGAGAAAGACCUCUCAACCUUGCUCUUAUUCCCACUUAUUAUAUGGCGAUUUCUUCACAAUCAGAUAUGGAUUAGUCUCUCUCGUUUCAGGACAGCCAAAGGCAGAAAUAGAAUCCUUGAGAAGUCCAUUGAAUUUGAACAAGUUGACAGAGAAACAAAUUGGGAUGACCAAAUAUUGUUCAAUGGAUCCCUAAUAUAUGUUUUAAGCAAGACACUUCCCGGGGGAACUCACGUGCCAAUCUGGAGAUUAGAUGGUGUAAUUCUCACUAUUCUGCUACAUGCUGGUCCAGUGGAGUUUCUUUACUACUGGUUUCACAGAGCCCUUCAUCACCAUUAUCUUUACUCUCGCUACCAUUCUCAUCACCAUUCCUCCAUUGUCACUGAGCCCAUCACCUCUGUGAUUCAUCCAUUUGCAGAGCACUUAGUAUAUUCCAUUCUAUUCGCAAUACCGAUUUUUACAACAAUCCUCACUUGUACUGGUUCCGUGGUAUCUGUCUUUGGUUACAUUACUUACAUCGACUUCAUGAAUAACAUGGGACACUGUAAUUUCGAGCUCAUUCCCAAGUGGCCUUUCUCCAUUUUUCCACCUCUCAAGUUCCUCAUGUACACUCCUUCGUUUCACUCCCUUCACCAUACACAGUUCAGAACCAACUACUCAUUAUUCAUGCCUCUAUAUGAUUUUAUAUAUGGUUCCAUGGACAAAUCUUCAGAAACAUUAUAUGAAGAUUCAUUGAAGAAGAAAGAAGAAUUCCCUGAUCUAGUGUAUCUAACCCACUUGACAACUCCCGAAUCAAUCUAUCAUCUACGGCUAGGAUUUGCUUCCAUAGCAGCUCAGCCUCAAUCAUCAUCAUCGAAAUGGUAUAUGUGGUUGAUGUUGCCUGUGACCUUAUGCUCCAUGAUGCUCACUUGGAUUUGUGGUACUUCUUUUGUGGUUGAGAGGAACCGUUUUAGUGACUUCAAAUUGCAAACAUGGGUCAUACCUAAAUACAAUUUUCAAUACUUCUUGCAAUGGCAAAGUGAAUCAAUCAAUAACUCGAUUGAAAAGGCCAUACUAGAAGCAGAGAAAAAGGGUGCUAAAGUAUUGAGCCUGGGACUCUUGAAUCAAGGUCAGGAGCUGAACAUGUAUGGUGAGCUAUUUGUCCAAAGGCAUCCUCAGCUCCAAAUAAAAGUGGUAGAUGGAAGUAGCCUUGCUGUUGCAGUUUUGCUCAAUGUCAUACCUAACGAAACAACCCAAGUGGUGCUUAGAGGCACUCUCACUAAGGUCGCGUAUGUUAUUGCUCUCACUCUUUGUCAACGGGGUAUACAGGUGGUAACUUUACGAGACGAUGAGCACGAGGAGCUAAAGAAAUCGUUUGGUAAAAUCCAGUACAAAUCUAACUUAAUCCUUUCAAGAAGUUACUCUCAAAAGUUAUGGUUAGUGGGAGAUGGAUUGUCUAAAGGAGAACAAAUGAAGGCAAAGAAAGGAACAAUAUUCAUUCCAUUCUCACAAUUCCCACCAAAGAAAAUAAGAAAAGAUUGCCUCUAUCACUUGACACCAGCAAUGGAAACUCCUUUGGCUCUUGAGAAUGUUGACUCCUGUGAGAAUUGGUUGCCAAGAAGGCUGAUGAGUGCAUGGCGAAUUGGAGGGAUAGUGCAUGGCUUAGAAGGAUGGAAAGAGCAUGAAUGUGGAAACUCCAUCUCCAACAUCCACAAAGUUUGGGAAGCAACUCUUCAACGUGGUUUUCGACCUCUAAUUCUCCCAAAUCAAUCAAAAUUUUAG
Molecule: messenger RNA, 1911 nt
Organism: Pistacia vera
Lineage: Eukaryota; Viridiplantae; Streptophyta; Magnoliopsida; Sapindales; Anacardiaceae
Product: very-long-chain aldehyde decarbonylase CER1-like
Exons: 10
Coding region: 31-1911 (626 amino acids)
Biological process (GO): lipid biosynthetic process
Molecular function (GO): iron ion binding; oxidoreductase activity
Source: RefSeq, a predicted model, not a curated record